CUAAGUGACUUGUGAAGGAAUCUCUCGAAUGACCAAUGAAGAGUUUGCAUGCAGCAUACGCUGAGUCUAAGCUAAUUGUUAUGGUCAAGUACCCCCGAACGUUAAAAACAUAACAUUGAAUUGCUAUGCCCACAAUUUGCUCAUCAUCAAUUGUCGUUCUCAGUUCAUAAGGUCACCCAUACAUGUAGAUUCGACUUCGACAACAUUCAUCAAUAUGGCAAAUUUAGAAGUCAAAAAGACCGUGGCCAUGAUGCUUCCGAAGUUUUGAGAUAGUGAUAUGUUCACAGUCGUGCUCUGUGCCGGACUUCGCUUGCCGCUCCCCUCAUCCCGCGAAGAACAGGGUUGCUCGUAUCUGUCUCAGCCUUGCGGUAUGCUCUCACUAUUAUCUCUGUACAGGAACGCAUGACCCCUCAUUCACCAGCCAAUUAGAUUCCGGCGCCUAGAUAUUGUACUGAAUAUACUCCAAUCAAUGUCGUUUUCUACCACCCGUCUUCGUAUUCAGCAACCCUGGGUUUGAAGCAUGACUGCCAAAGGCCAAUCAACCCAGCCUCUGGCUGAGACGGCUGAGUUCAAAAUCGCCGCUUUCCUCUCGAAAUUCAUUGCUCGUGGUUUCCCAGUCAUCCCAUGAACUACCGCGCACGCCGAACGAGUAUCGCGCGCCAUGGUCGACCCUAUCAGCCUGGCCAGUCUUUCUCUCCAGGUCGCUCAAAUCCUCGGACCUGCUGUACUGGCUCUUAGAAAAGCCUACAGAGAGGGUAAAACACUGCAUAGGACUCUUCGGGAACUAGAGUCUGACCUCGAUUCAAUCUACGAGUUGACCAAGAACAUUAAUCGCCUUUUGAGCGUCAAGAGCUUUGCGGACGCCGUGCGCAGCGUGCCCAACGUAGACCUCGUCGACAGCCUCGAGCGCUCCCUGGAAAGAUGUUUAAACAGCGCACAGAAACUGUUAGAAGUAUUGGCAGAUCUUGGGCUGGACAUCGAUGCCAAUCGCAUGAAGCGGACAUGGCGAGCAUGGCGCUUGGAUCGGCGACUCGACGAAAUUGACCGGAAUAAGAGAAAUUUUCAAGACUACAAAAGCUCUAUUCAGUUGGCCUUCCAGCUGUUGACAACAUGUAAGCAAAUGCAGAUAGCUGAGCGGGAUGACCAGCACGCAAACGACUUGAAGGCCCAAAUCGGCGAACUUCAAAAGGCAAUCGAUUCCAUCGCGCAACAGAUCACAAUUCGGCAGGUGGUACCCACAGACGAAGAACAAACUGAGAUUCUGGAAGGAAUGAAGAGCAUGCACGACUCAUCGAAGAAAUUAGAGCGCCGCGCGACCAUACAACUGGAAUUCAUCACAUCGCGAACGUCGUUUUCGAAGCUCAAUAUUGACGAGACACGGCCUGCUAUAAUGCGCCAAGAGUCUCUAUCCCCACCCCCGGAAGACGAAGAGUACCCCAGUUCACCUGUAUCGGAAGCAUCCUUUCCACCAGGUUUCACGCCAUUUGAUCCUCCGCAACGAGGGCACUUGAACACGCCGUCAACAUCAAGCUCGGCAGGUGAAAGCUCGUUUCUCGCACAAAGCUCUGACCUGGCUACAAGCGCAAUUCUCUCAAUUGAGGAUUUUGAAACAAGGGUAGACGCAUUGCUUUCUUCUGCGGUUACCGAUAACAAGGGGAAAAAUAGGCCUUUCUCUGAGGAGGUUAUCUCUCAGCUGGCGACUAUGUUGAAUGCAGUUGGGAAGCCAACAUGGGGUGAGCGCCCUCGAACAUACUUGGUUCUUAGACUGUUGGGGGAAGUCAAGGCUAUGGAUUCGUUCAUUUUUGAGGGAUACAAAGACAUCGAUUUCCCGUAUACCGAGGCCACUCUGCCCGAAGUCCUGAAGUCUGCCAGCUCAAGGCGUAGCUUCCUUGACCAGCAAAAAUAUGUUCUGAGCCCUCAAUCUUCGGAUCUUGUGAGAGGAGGUCGUCACCGCCAUCUACCUAUUGGGCAAAGUGGAGAUACUUUCUUCAAAAUUGUAGGGAAACUUGGGUCCGGAGGAUUUAGUGUUGUUGAUAGAGUGCGCAGCAAAUUCACGCUUCAAGAGUAUGCCCGUAAAAGAAUUCCAAGAAGUGGAGCUUUCAAGGACCGUAAGGCUCUGUUGUCUUUUGAAAAUGAAGUCAACAACUUGAAACGGCUCUCGCAUCAUCAUCUUGUAGAGUUCGUUGGGUCUUACACGGAUCGAAAGUUCAUCGCCAUAAUUAUGCAACCAGUCGCUGAUAUGGAUCUAAGACGUUAUUUACUCAGGAAGGAUCUUGGCCCCGGUGAUAUGGCCGUCUUGCGUUCAUUUGUCGGUUGCUUGUGUUCUGCCUUGGCCUACCUGCAUGAACAACAAUGCCGCCACAAAGACAUCAAGCCUCACAACAUAUUAAUACAUGGUGAAACAGUUUUACUGGCCGAUUUUGGGACUGCAUUACAUUGGACUGAUCCUGAAGGCGAAAUCACUGCUGGCCCACCAGAUGCGGUCACCAAGCUCUACAUUGCUCCAGAGAUUGUCGAGCAUGCGCCUCGCGACAAAUCGUCUGAUGUGUGGUCUUUAGGCUGUGUUUUUCUGGAAGUAGCCACUAUCCUUGCUGGUUUCACGCUGCAAGACAAAUCGACCUUUUUCGCAUCAUUACACAGACCCUCGGCAGCGUACUGGCUAAAUCACGACGCGAUACAGAUCUGGCUUGAUAAGUUAAGCUCUGUCUCUGGUGACGCUCAUCACGCAUUGCAUGACUGGAUUAAUGCGAUGACAGCAUUUGAGCCUACCAUGCGACCCACAGCCCAGGAUUUAGUCGACCAGAUUUCUGGAGAACAAAGCAAAUUAUCCGGGUACGGCAAAAUGUGCUGUUUCGAAGAACAUAUUCCUUCUGAGGACACGUCGUGGCAAGGCUCCGUAGCAGGGGACGAGAUCUUCGAGACUGCCCAAACCAUCAGUGAGAAUACAACCAUGUCAUCCAAAGCCAUGCUCACCCCCAAACCAUCCACAGCGGAACCUAUCCUGGAGCAGCCGGCAGAUAAAUUGGAAAGACAGACGCCGGGUUCUUUGCCUGAAAUGGAUGACGUUCCUGCGUUGAUUACCAAUGAUGCGCCCGUUUUGAAUGAGAUUCCUAGUUACAUCCUGGAUCUAAGUUUUCAACCGACCGCACUGGAUUCAGAUGACCAAAUAAAGCGGUGGACUCUCGAUGAGACUGAAAACACGAUUCCUAUUCGCGAAGAAAUCGGACAAGAUGGUGUCGAUUCAUUGACUCAGGUUGAGAACGAAAAGUUUACAGUGUCACAUAGUAAAUCGGAGUACGGAGAAGUAAUGGAGGAAAGGAACAAAGCCAAGAUUAAACACGUCGUACGCAACAUGGCACACAAGCGGCACCCGAAGAAUGAAGUGGUCGGAGAACAAGAGAGCAGAGUUGAUCCUACCAAAUCAACUAUUGGCCUAUCAGCAAUUGACUCUCGCCCUACACCUGCGAUUCUGGAGGAGUUAGAAAAGAUUUUCCUCGAAAAUCGUCGACACUUCGAAAGACGACUGCUACAACUCAAGCGUAAAGAUCUUAAUUGGCAGUCGUACGUCCUUGCUUUGAACGAAAAAUCAGUCACUGAUCAAAAGCACUUUACGAUUUUGCUGGCUGCAAGUGACUUCAGUAACGUCGCCUUGGCUGAAGAUGUAAUCAAGCUUGUCGUUAAGCAGAAGCCAAACGUAGUCAAUGAGACUACAAUAUUUCACAAUUCGGCUCUACACUAUGCAGCUUCGCAGGAUCGGUCGGAAGUGGCAAAAUUUCUGAUCAAGAAUGGAAUCAAUGUAGGCCAGCAAAAUUUUCGCAAAGACUCAGCUCUUCACAUGGCACUGCGAAGUGGUCAUUCAAGGACAGCGGAGGUGAUUAUUCCACAUAUUAACGUGGAUGAAGCCAAUGCAGUGAACGAUCGCAAUCGAACUCCCAUGCAUACGGCUUGCGCUAGUAGACAUAUCACGGCCAAAACAGUCAGUCUCCUGCUUGGGAAAGGAGCCUCCAUCAACACUCUUGACUGCUACCAAGCCACCCCACUGCAGUUAAGCAUGCGUUCUGAAAACCACGAAAGGACGGAGUUGCUAAAAGCGGAAGUUCUGCGCGAGACCCCAGACCAUCAAUUUUCUCGGUGGGAUUCUAACUCUGCUUGGUCUUUUACGGAGGGUAAAGCCAUUGGGGAGUGCUGUUGCGAACUAUGCUGCCUUCGAGUUUCGGUAGAGAAGACCGGACACGCGAUUGCCAGAAGUGGUCCUUGCUGCACCUGUGUGAAUCAUCUUCAAGUGUAUGGCGAUGAUAGCUUAAGCUACUCGGACUUAUCUCACUUCAAGAAAUGCCUAUGUGCUGGCUGCAAAGAAAUCCAGAACCAGCGCGACGUGAAUUCUCCAUGUGGCACACCCAUCGGCAACGACUACUUGCCCUACAAUGAAAGCCUGAAGAAAAAUCCUCGCAUAUUUCCGCCAUAUACUGAAUCUCCAACCCAUCCCAUCAACAAGGAUUUUGUGGAAAACCCACUCCCACCCUAUCCAGGCCAUGCCUACUACGAUGAACUGAUUCAGAAGCACAUAGAAAAGUCUAAAUUCACCGGCUCGCAGCAGGAAGCUACAAUCAUCGCACUCGAUCAACUGGCGAAAGGAGGCUUCAAGAGCUCACGGGCGUACCGUAAAGACCCUUCUAAAGCAUUGAGAUGGGUUACAUCCAACUUCGGUGUCUUGACGCAUGUUGACACAAUGGUCGAAAUACUUCUCGACUCUGGUGCCGAUAUAAACACCCAUAUUGAUGAGCGCAGUGCGAGGAUCGUUGAUAAAGCAGGAGAAUGCCUGGAUCUGAACCUACUCAGGUUGCUUAUUGAUCGCAAUGUGGAAAUUGGGGACGGAGAGCUGAAAUAUGCACUUUUCAGCGAACAUAAUUUGCAUGUACGCAUGCUACUAACAGCCAGUGGUGCCAUUAAUGGAAAAUUGGGCCGUAGUAAGAUCACCGCACUGCACGCGGCUGUAAGGCACUAUGACAUGAUCGGCUGGCACAUUCCUAUGCUACUAGCACAUGGAGCAUCGACCGACAUUCCUGACAAUGAUGGGAACACACCGUUGCACGAAGCUAUUUCCAAGAAUAAAAUCCACGCUGCAGUUGCCCUCCUCGAAAGUCACGCGAGGACUGGGAAGUCGAAUGACAAAGGAGUAACGCCACUCCAUAUAGCUUUCGACCUCGCCAACGAAGAACUCAUCUCCACGAUGCUCUCGUAUGGUGCUAAUGUCGUCAAGAAAAUUGAUCGAUUUGACAACUUUCUGUUCUACGCUAUCUUCAAGAACCUUGGAACUACCGCACGACUGCUCAUCGAAGAAUACAACGGCGAUACACGUGUCCUGAACAAAACACCCAAGAACGCUUCAACGGUGUGGCAUAUUCUCGCAUACUCCAAAAUACAAGACCCAAAAUUAGUCGACCUGAUUGUUCGAUACAACAUCGAUGUCAACGAAAAGAAUUCCAUUGGGAUGACCGCUUUACACUACGCUGCUUGGAGGGGCAAUGUCGUCGUAACGCAAAGAUUACUGCAAUGCGGCGCGAACAAGGAAAUCCGUGAUGGAUAUAAGGGAUACACCGCAUUGGAGGUUGCAAGAAGUCUCUGUCAUAGCGAGGUAAUGAAAUGCUUGGGGGGUACGAACAGAACAAGCUGGUGGAGGCAGACACGCAACGUCUUUCUGGACGUGAUCAUGGAGGAGAGUGAAAGGUUUUGUCCGAUCUAG
This is a messenger RNA of Periconia digitata, 5743 nucleotides long. The record is from the annotation of a GenBank genome assembly. NCBI's taxonomy places the organism in Eukaryota, Fungi, Ascomycota, Dothideomycetes, Pleosporales, Periconiaceae.